UUUAUCAGCCCUGCAAAUGUAAAAGCAGCCCAAUUACAGCUCUGGGAAAACUCGUGUUCCAUGGGCUUGGGAUCUUUUAGGUGCUGGGGGGAUCUGUUUCAAAAAAAGGUGCAAAAUUGGUAUCUUGAGCUCUUCUGGCAGCACCCAGAGGGAGCAACUGGGCUUCUCCUCACAGCUGGAAAGGCUGAAGGGAGCUGGUCCCUCCUUGCUGCUCCAGGCUGCGGGGAUGAAGGGGAGGGUGAGGGUGUCAGGAAGCCCUGGGGUUGUCAGGGUCUGUAGGUGACAACAGAGAUACUUUACAGGAGGCAACAUAAACAUUCUCCAUCUCAGGUGGAGAAAGGAGGACACCCAGAAAGUCAGGACACUGAGUAUUGUGGUGGAAGGUAGAGUGCUCAUGAGCUUUUCCGGUUGGCUUCAGGAUUCCUGUUAGGGAUCCAUCACUAAAAUAACUGGGUUUUUUACUACAAUGCUUCUUGAAGCCUAAAUUGGCUUUUUUAACUGCAGUGGCAGCAUUGCUUAGCUCGAAGAGGAAAAAUUGCAGCAGUGGGACGUGGGGUGGGGCUGGUGGGAGCUGGGUGCUGCUAGUGGACAGGGCCAGCUGAAGUGACCAGACACAUCUGUGACCACCAGCACAAGCUCCCGUCCCCUCUUGGGAACUGAAGCCCAGUUUUAAUUCAUCUGCAAUGUUCAACAUCUGCUGCAGCUGUGGCUCCUGAGGCAGAGCAGGACCCUCUGCUUUCAGCCCCUCCAUGGUAACAAUCUGCUCUUCACCAGCAGCUCAAGCAUCAGCACUCACAGCCUGGUCCUGCUCUGCCUUUAUUUUGUCUCAUGUCCCAGCUCUCAUGUUGCAGUCGCUGUCUUGAUAUGUUAAAAAAAAAAAAAAAACAACAGCAAACCUCCUUCAUUUUCAGAACCUUUUUUGAGCUCUAGGAAAUCACAUCUCCAAAAGGACUGGGGUUGCCAAGUUAUGUGUUGGGAAACUCGGAAAUGCCAGAUUUAAACUGCCCGGGCCAUCUUCCCCUGCACCCCUGCCUGUUUCCCAUUUGCUGUAGUUUUUAAUGGCACAGGCACUUUAUUCUUUAUCCUGGGCCUAAGGCAGUUUGCAUAUAUUAACUUGAGCUUCCUAAUUUCUUGUAGUGAAAGGAAUCCUGCUCUUCACCUUUCAAUCAGUUCUGAAAAGCAGCAGCCUCUGAAAUGCCAUAUUGAGAGCAAGGAGGGCAAAAUUGCUCUGCUCAUAGUCAGGCAGGAAAUGUGCCAUUUUUCCUUCUGGCGGUUACUAUUGUUUGUGUUGAAGCUCAGGGGAUGCAGUUUUCCUUGUGAGGAUCUAUCAGGAGCCAAUAUCCAGCCUGUGCCAUUGCAUCUGCUCCAGGACGUCUGUGCUCUGCUCUGUGGAAAGUGUGAGUGGUUCUGAGCCAUGGCCAACCCAACUCUAAACCAAAAGGGUGUUGUGGACAGAAAAACAGCCUCACCUGAACUCUAAACCCUCCUCUGCUGUUCUUUGGACUGGGGAAGGGAUUUUGGAUCCAGCUCAGCAGAAGGGCUGGAAUCAGUUGUGGGAUUGCUGCUCAUUGCAGCCUUGGGCCAUGGUGGGAUGCAGGUAUGGAUGAGAAUCAUUCAUAGUGCUGCAAGGCUUGCAUUGACUCUUGAGGCAGAUUUACUGCAGGUGAGGAGUGCUCUGCUGUGCCCACGCCCUGGAUAAAGCAGGAUGCCGAUCCAUCCUCUCUGCAUGCAAAGCACCGAGGCUGGGCUCGGCAUCUGCGCGUUGUCGAGGCAGGAAUUUCCCUGACAUUUCAGCAAGGAGUCACCUGAGCUCUGAGGGUGACACAUCCCAGCCGUGCCAGGGGGAAACUGGGAGGAGAAACCCCUGCCUCGGGAGGUCGGGGAGCUCCCUCAGCUCUGCCCUGAGCAGGCAGAUGAAGCCGAGCAGCCCCUCCGGGCUCCCUGCCCACGGCAGCACCUUUUCCUGUGGGAUGGUGCUUGCGCGGAGGGAGGGUCCAGAGGGCUGUGCCUGCCCGGCCAGGUGUGCGAGGGAGCCGUGAAUGCCAACCCUGCGUCACGGGCACCCCCUCCUCCCUCCCAGCCGGGAUAAAACUUCUCCUCACCUGGGCUCCAAUCUCAUUUAUCGCAGCUCCCACCUUUCCUCCCUGCCAGCCCCUCGGGAGGGCGAGGCGGCAGCGCGGAGAGUGAGAACAAAGUGGAUUUUUGACUGAGGGGACGGGGAGCCGCAGGGAGUUAUGUGGGAUCGCGGGCUGGCUGCACUCCCCGCCGGACCGGGACUUGACAUUUAACCGGAAAGAGAAAAGGGACACAAAAUAGAGAGGAGGGAGAAAGGAGGAAAAAAAAAAAAAAAAAAAAAAAAAAAGAAAGAAAAGAAAGAAAAGCUCAAAGCUGGAAAUCAAGUCGCAGCGGCGAAGCAGCUCGUUCCCCCUCUGCCUUCGGAAGAAUUUCUUGGCUUGGUGUGUGGGUGCCUGUUAUUCGGGCUGCGACAGAGGAUUUGGAAUCUGAGUCAGACCCAGCGCUAAUGAGGAGGAAGACAAUGAAUGUGCUGCCACGGGCGUGUGCCAGGCUGCUCCUCCUGUCCCUGCUCUGCGCCACCGGUGUCUGCCAAUGGAGCAAAAACAACCGCUGUGUGCUGUCUCGGGCAAAGAGCUGCACCGAGUGCAUCCGGGUGGAUAAGGACUGCUCCUUCUGCACCGACGAGAGCUUUGAGGAGCCGCGCUGUGACCUGCGGGAGAACCUGCUGCGCUCCGGCUGCGGCGAGGCCAGCAUCGUGUACACCCAGGGAGAGAUGAGGACACUGAAGAAUUCCAGUAUCAACGUGUCCCUGCAGAGGACCCAGGUGUCCCCCCAGGCCAUGUACAUGAGGCUGCGGGCUGGCGAGGAGAUGAGCUUCAACAUGGAUGUCUUCCAGCCCAAAGAGAGCCCUGUGGAUCUCUACAUCCUCAUGGACUUCUCCUACUCCAUGUCCGAUGAUCUGGACAACCUCAAAAGCAUGGGGCAUAACCUAGCGGACUUCCUGCAAGCCCUGACUUCCAAUUACACCAUCGGAUUUGGCAAGUUUGUGGACAAAGUCUCAUCCCCUCAGACAGACAUGAGACCCGAAAAGCUGCGUGAGCCCUGGCACAACGCCGACUCCCCGUUCUCCUUCAAGAACGUCAUCCGCCUGACCAGCAACAUCAACCACUUCAGCCAGGAGCUCCGCAAGGAGCGCAUCUCCGGCAACCUGGAUGCCCCCGAGGGCGGCUUUGAUGCCAUCCUGCAGACAGCUGUUUGCAAGGAUAAGAUUGGCUGGAGAAAGGACAGCACUCACCUGCUCGUGUUCUCCACCGAGUCUGCCUUUCACUAUGAAGCUGAUGGUACCAACGUCCUGGCAGGGAUCCUGGCGAGGAAUGACGAGCAGUGUCACCUGGACAGCCACGGCACCUACGUGUAUGACACCAAGCAGGACUAUCCUUCAGUGCCCACCCUCGUGCGCCUCUUGGGCCAGCACAACAUCAUCCCCAUCUUUGCUGUCACCAACCACUCCUACAGCUACUACGAGAAGCUGCACAAGUAUUUCCCCAUCUCCGAGAUCGGGGAGCUCCAGGAAGACUCUUCCAACAUCGUGGAGUUGCUCCGCACAGCCUUUGAGCGCAUCCGCUCCAAGAUGGACAUCCGGGCUGACUUCACCCCCAAAGCCCUGAAGACAGAGUUCACCUCCCUGGAAUUUGAAAAGACAGAAUCUGGCUCCUUCAACAUCACCCGUGGAAAAGUGAGCAAGUUCCACAUGCACGUGAAGGCUCUGGAGUACGUUGGUGGGCAGCAUGUCUGCAGCCUCCCCGAGAAGGACCGGCAAGGAGUCAUCCAUGUGAAACCCACGUCCCUGAGCGACAGCCUCACGGUGUCAACUGCUGUCAUCUGCGACGUGUGUCCCUGUGAACAGCAACAAGAGCUGGACUCGCCCAAGUGUAGUUUCCAUGGGAACUUUGUGUGUGGACAGUGCAUCUGCCACCCGGGCUGGCGAGGGGACACGUGCGACUGCUCCCCGGCCUCAUCCCCCAACAACGAAGCCUGCAUCCGCCCCGGGGACGUGGAGCCGUGCUCGGGACGGGGCGAGUGCCUGUGCGGGAAGUGCCAGUGCUACUCCGAGGAUCAGACCCUGCGCUUCGACGGCGCCUUCUGCGAGUUCGACGUCCUGCAGUGCCCGCGCACCUCCGGCUUCCUCUGCAACGAUCGUGGCCGCUGCUCCAGGGGUGCCUGCGUGUGCGAGAGCGGCUGGGAGGGCCCGGGCUGUGAAUGUCCCACCAGCAACGACACCUGCAUCGAUAGCCGAGGGGGCAUUUGCAAUAACCACGGGAGGUGUGAAUGUGGCAGAUGCAUCUGUGACAUGGCCUCGCUGUACACCAGCUCCACCUGUGAAAUCAGCUACUCUCUGGGCUUCCAGGCUGUGUGUGAGAGCAUCCGGGACUGUGUCCGCUGCCAGACCUGGGGGACAGGCAACCUGAAAGGGAACUGCAGCUCCUGCCACCUCCAGAUCCAGAUGGUGGAGGAGCUGAAGAAAGAGGAGGCUGGCGAGUACUGCUCCUUCCAGGAUGAGGAUGAUGACUGCACCUACCAUUACACCCUGGAGGGAGACCCCAGUGUCCUCCCCAACACCACUGUCCGUGUGCAGAAGAAUAAAGAGUGCCCGCCUGGGAGCUUCCUCUGGCUCAUCCCACUGCUCAUCUUCCUCAUCCUGCUCCUGGGGCUGCUGCUCCUGCUCUGCUGGAAGUUCUGUGCCUGUUGCAAGGCUUGCCUGGCCCUGCUUCCCUGCUGCGCACGAGGCUCUGACCCCGCCCCUGGCUCUGCAGGUCGCACCGUUGGCUUCAAGGAGGACCACUACAUGCUCCGCCAGAGCCUCAUGUCCUCCGACCACCUGGACACGCCCCUGGUGCGCAGCGGCUCCCUCAAGGGUCGGGACACGGUCCGCUGGAAGAUCCACAACAAUGUCCACAAGCAGGGCGUCACCUCCCCCGCUGCCACCAACGCCAAGGACCUCAGUGAGUGUCCCCGUGCUUCCAGCUUCUGGGUGGGUUAUUUCUCUGACCAACAAGGACGGAGUUUGAUUUGGGGGGUUCUCUUUGCAGUUCCUUACGGGCUGUCCCUGAGGCUGGCCCGGCUUUUCACGCAGAACUUGAUGAAACCGGACGCCCGGGAGUUCGAGCAGCUGCGCAAGGAAGUGGAGGAGAACCUGAACGAGGUUUUCAAGCACAUUCCUGGCUGCCACAAGGUCCAGCAGACCAAGUUCAGGUUACAGCCUAAUUCUGGGAAAAGGCAGGAUCACACCAUUGUGGACACAGUGCUCACUGCCCCUUACUCAGCCAAGCCAGACAUCAUCAAAGUGGUGGAAAAACAUGUUUCCCACGAAGCCUUCAAUGACCUGAAAGUUGCACCGGGUUAUUACACUGUGACCUCAGACCAAGGUAGGGAGCAGAGCCUGGCACUGGCUCCUGGCUGGGUACAGGGGGUUAUUUCUCACCUCUCACCCUUGUCUUUUCCCCCAGAUGCUCAGGGAAUGGUGGAGUUCCAAGAGGCCGUGGAGCUGGUGGACGUCCGUGUCCCACUCUUCAUCAGGGACGAUGAUGAUGAUGAGAAGCAGCUGCAGGUGGAGGCCAUCGAGGUCCCCAAUGGCAUUGCAAAGAUUGGGCGCAGGGUUGUCAACAUCACCAUCAUCAAAGAACAAGCCAGCAGCCUCAUCACCUUCCUGCAGCCAGCCUAUUCCCACAGCCGCUUUGAUAAGCUGGCCAAGAUCCCUGUCCUCAGGGAGAUCAUAGACAACGGGAAAUCCCAAGUCACCUACAGGACCCGGGAUCUCACGGCCAAGAAUGGCAGGGACUACAUCUUCACGGAAGGUGAGCUGGUCUUCCAGCCUGGGGAGACCCGAAAGGAGGUGCAGGUGCCCUUGCUGGAGCUGACAGAGAUAGACACUCUCCUCAACAACUGCCAGCUCAAGCAAUUUGCUAUCGACCUCCUUCACCCCAAGUACGGCGCCAAGAUUGGUCGCUACCCCCAGACCACGGUGACCAUUGCUGACCCAGAGCUGGUGGAUGGUGUCCCCUCGAUGACUGGCCUGGCCCAGGUCCCCCAGUCCCCCAAAGGCCGCCUGAGUGCACCGCUUAAUCCCGAUGCCCAUGCUCUCAGCUCCAGGGAAAUCAGCUUCAACUGGUUUCCUCCACCAGGAAAACCCCUGGGGUACAAGGUGAAAUACUGGAUCCAGGGGGACCCUGAGUCAGAAGCCCAUCUCCUUGAUGUCAAAACCCCAUCAGCAGAGCUGACAAACCUUUACCCGUUCUGUGACUAUGAGAUGCAAGUCUGUGCCUACAACGGCGUGGGAGAAGGGACUUACUCGGACAUCAUCCACUGCCGCACGCUGGAGGAGGUGCCCAGCGAGCCCGGGCGCUUGGCUUUCAACGUCGUGUCUUCCACCGUGACCCAGCUGAGCUGGGCCGAGCCUGCAGAAACCAACGGGGUGAUCACAGCCUACGAAGUCAGCUAUGGGCUUGUCAAUGAGGACAACGUACCCAUUGGGCCCGUGAAGAAGGUGCUGGUUGAAGACCCCAGGAAGCGCAUGGUGCUGAUCGAGAACCUGCGCGAGUCGCAGCCCUACCGCUACAUGGUGAAGGCCAGGAACGGCGCGGGCUGGGGGCCCGAGAGAGAAGCCACCAUCAACCUCGCCACACAGCCCAAACGCCCCAUGUCCAGUGAGUGCCAGCCUGGGCAGGGGGCAGAGGGACAGGAGCAGGGGAGACCUCCCCAUCACCCCAACUGCUUCCACACCUCCUGUUUGCUCUGCUGCUCCAGCCAUCCUGGGAAUGCUGAGGGCCAGCCUGAGCAUUGUGUAGUUUUUUGCUGCUUGUCUAUAAUGGCACUUUCCACCUCUCCUGCAGUCCCCAUCAUCCCUGAUGUCCCCAUCAUUGAUGCAGAGGGAGGUGAGGACUAUGACAGCUACCUGAUGUACAGCACAGACGUGCUCCGCUCUCCGGCCGGCAGCAAGAGGCCCAGUGUCUCUGAUGAUUCAGAGCACUUGAUGAAUGGCCGAGUGGACUUCUCCUUCCCCGGCAGUGGCAGUGGCACCUUGACCAGGACAGCCAACACCAGUUACCACCAGCUGAGCUCCCACAUGCACCAGGAGCACAGGGUGAUGGGCAGCUCCUCACUGACAAGAGAUUACUCCACAAUGCUGAUGGGGCACGAUUACCCGGGGACACUCCUCCCUCCCAUCCAUGAAGAUGCUGGGAGGACACUCCUCCGGCCCCGGGACGUGGGUUUCAGGAGCAGGGCAAAGGUGAAGGGUUACUACCCCAGCAUUGGCUGCCGGGACUCUAUAAUCAUGACUGAUGGGUCCGCAGGGAUGUGCAAGUACAUAGACUCAAGGAAGCCACUGGGCAUCCCCGACACCCCCACCCGGCUGGUGUUCUCUGCCCUGGGCCCCACAUCCCUGAAGGUGAGCUGGCAGGAGCCGCGCUGCGAGAAGGAGGUGCAGGGCUACAGCGUGCAGUACCAGCUCCUCAACGGAGGAGAGGUGCACAGGAUCACCAUCCCCAACCCCAGCCAGAACUCAGUGGUGGUGGAGGACCUGCUGCCCAACCACUCCUACAUCUUCAAGGUGAAGGCGCAGAGCGAGGAGGGCUGGGGCCCCGAGAGGGAGGGAGUCAUCACCAUCGAGUCCCAGGUGGACCCGCAGAGCCCGCUCAGUCCCGUGCCAGGCACCCCCUUCACCCUGAGCACCCCCUGUGCCCCUGGACCACUGGUUUUCACUGCCCUCAGCCCGGAUUCUCUGCACCUCAGCUGGGAGAGACCCCGCGAGCCCAAUGGGCCCAUCCUGGGCUACAGGAUCACCUGUGAGAGGCUGCAUGGAGGAGGGGAGCCCAGAACAAUCUAUGUUGAAGGAGACAACCUGGAAACCACCCUGACUGUGCCCCACCUGAGUGAGAAUGUCCCGUACAAGUUCAAAGUGCAAGCCAACACCACCCAAGGCUUCGGGCCAGAGAGAGAAGGCCUCAUCACCAUUGAAUCUCAGGACAGAGGUGCUUUCUCCCAGUUUGGAGGACAGCAGUACAUGCGAGAAGUUUACAAAUUCCCCACUGAAUACACCACCAAAACCAGCAUCAGCCAUUCCUCUCUGGAUCCCCACUUCACAGACGGGAUGCUGGUGACCACCCAGCGCGUGGAGAACUCCAGCAGCACCCUCACCCAGGAGUUUGUGAGCCACACGGUGAUGGCCAGCGGGACCCUCACCCAGCAGGUGGAGAGGCAGUUCUACGAGGCCUGAGCCAGGGCAGGCCGAGCACCAGCAGGACUUUUGGGAUCAGGUGCCAGGAUCUUAUGGAACGACCCAAGGGUGCUUCAUCCAGGUGGUGCCUGGGCAGCUCCUCCUGCAGGCACAGACCCUCUGUGGCACUCCAGCCUCUGGAUUUGUCCUUUGGAGCCCAGCACACUCAGAGCUCUGGCAAAGCUGGGUGUGUAAGCUCAUCCUUGAGGGCAGAAAUUGGGGUGUCUCCAAGGCUUCAGCCUCCCCAGGUAAAUGGAAUGGAAUGAUUUUAUUGUCAGGUCACGGUUUUGAGAGGAUCUCAGAUGUCAAAACCAUGAUUAAUAGAGGGUCACCAUCUCCAUUUUUGCACCAGGCUCCCUGGCAAAUCCCCUGUUCACUGGAGUUGUUUUGUUCAGUUAUGGGGGUUUUAUGAGACCUGCAAGGUAGGGUUUUGGGGUAACCUGUGCUUUCUUAUUGCACCUAUUUGUCUGUCCUUUGCUGCUGACAUUUGGUACCACGAUAGCAAAGAAUAACCUUUCAUUUGUGUUGCGUUACUUGAUGGCCUCUGAUGCUUUUUUUUUUUUUUUUUUGCAUACAACAUUGUACAGUUUUCGUAGUAUAUAUAUAAAUAUAUAUAAAUGUAUUUUAUUAUUUUAUAAAAAAAUUGAGGUGGAUGAGAUCUAUGCUGAAUGUGGAGGCAACACUGGGAUUGUGGCUGCUAGGAAACAUGAAUAACUGGAAGAAAUGAGUUAAGGGCUUGAUCCAAAGGCCACUUGAACCCUGUGAUGAGGCUGGUGGGCUCUGCCUUGGACCUUGUAUCCUUCAACACCAGAGGCUCCAGUAGAAGGCUGCAAGGGCCCAGAUCCACUCCCUGCAGAACAUCUCCCAGCUGGAGCACUUGGACACGGAAGGGCUGUGAGCUUCCUGAAGGUGAGGGAUGGGAACUGUGCUGGGAUUCCUCACACAGCUGAUGUGGAGAGAGUGAGAUUUCGGGGCAGAGGAUGUGGGGUAUCUUUUUUAAAAGACUUUUUGCCCAGCAGCAACAUCCAUAAAGGGACUUGUGCUCCAUCAGUAAACACAAAAGAAGAGCAGGCCUGGGAACAACAGGCACUCCCACCAUCCUGAACGAGUCUGAGACUCCUUCAGCCCCAGCUUCAGCUCCCCUCACACAGGGCUGGGCUGAGCUGAGACCCUGCUGGGUUUCAUGUCCCAGUGCUGGGCAGGAUCCCUGGAAGCUCCCUGCCCUCUGCCAGGGAAAACAAGCAGAUUCCCUGCAAGGUUUCCCUGGUGUGUUCCAGCUGCAUGGGAGCAAGCAAGGAGCCUGCCUGGAGCAGCAGCUGCCAUGGUCUGGGUUAGAGCUUCCAACCAAAGCAGCAGCUGCAGGGGCCCCUGGCAGCAUCACCAGCCUGCUUCAAUCUCACAAUGAACUUUGGCUUUCUUUUUGUGUGUGUUUUUUUUUUUUUUUUUUUAUUUCUUUUUUUUAUUUCCUUUUUUCUUUUGGACUCUGAAACAAAGAGGUCACCACCAACAGUUCCCUCUCCUCUUCAGGCUUUUUAUUUCACUGGGGGAAGGGCUGUACACCUUUCAGCCAAAGAUGGAUGUGGGUGGAUCAAGUCCACAGGACUGCAUGAUGCAGAUGGAGCUGGGUCAAUUUUGAACUUGGCUCAAGGGAUCCUUCACGAACCCUGAGGUUUUACUGUGCCUUCAAGAAGCACUUAUUUCUCCUGAGCAAGUGCCAGUGGCAUGAGGCUGCCUCCCUCCCUGCUCCCGUCUUGCCUGGGGUUGGGAUUUUCUCUCCUCCUGCUCAAGGACUCCUUCCCUGGGCUUUGUGGUCCAGGGUCAAACACUGAGAACUGCCUAAACAGGGACUUUCCCAAGCAUUUUAACCAAAGAUGAUCCUGUUCUCUAAGAGCAGACCAUGGCCCAUCAGCUGCUCUCCAGGGAAUCAGGCCUUCCCCACUCACAUGCACUAACCCAGGCCUGUCUUUUUAAAUUUCACCUGGUUGUUGGAGCUGGUGCUGUUUCAGCCUUUCCAAGAUGGAUCCAGAGCAGGUCUUUGAUCAGAUGGCUUCCUCUUGCACUCAAUAAAUAUUUUCUCUAUA
This is a messenger RNA of Vidua macroura (Pin-tailed whydah), 10371 nucleotides long. RefSeq names its product integrin subunit beta 4 (gene ITGB4). Gene Ontology annotation, biological process: cell adhesion mediated by integrin; cell-matrix adhesion; cell migration. Gene Ontology annotation, molecular function: integrin binding. The transcript has 37 exons. The record is from RefSeq and is a predicted model, not a curated record. Gene Ontology annotation, cellular component: cell surface; focal adhesion; membrane. Bases 2522 to 8290 code for a protein of 1922 amino acids. NCBI's taxonomy places the organism in Eukaryota, Metazoa, Chordata, Aves, Passeriformes, Viduidae.